Molecule: messenger RNA, 2536 nt
Organism: Sinocyclocheilus anshuiensis
Lineage: Eukaryota; Metazoa; Chordata; Actinopteri; Cypriniformes; Cyprinidae
Product: protocadherin gamma-A11-like
Exons: 1
Coding region: 137-2536 (799 amino acids)
Biological process (GO): homophilic cell-cell adhesion
Cellular component (GO): plasma membrane
Molecular function (GO): calcium ion binding
Source: RefSeq, a predicted model, not a curated record
AACGCGACAUUUUGUACUUACGGUGAUUAAAGUAUUUUGAAUGUACUAUUUUCCCAUUACAAUACGCCUCUUCGAAAUCGUUGGGAACCUUUUUUUUUCUCUCUCUGUGGUUUGUCGGUGAUAUCGAGGGAAAAAAAUGCAUUGUGUCGUGAUAUGGUAUUCGGUAUUGUUUUCCGUCGUCCUGCUUCAUUCGGCACGAGGACAAGUCAGUUACUCCAUUCCAGAAGAAAUGACUAAAGGCUCAAUUGUGGGAAAUAUCGCGCAGGAUUUGGGCUUGGAUUUACAAAGACUAAGGUCAGGAAAAGCGCGCUUAUAUACAGGCGACAGUACUGAAUACAUUGGUCUCAGUAAAGACACUGGCUUGCUGCUUAUCAAAGAGAAAAUGGAUCGCGAGUCUCUUUGUGCAAAAACGACCCCAUGCGCUUUGCAUCUUCAGCUGAUUUUGGAAAACCCCAUGGAAUUAUACACGAUUACGGUUGAAAUCACGGAUAUAAACGAUAAUCCACCCACUUUCCAGAAAAAGCGAAUUCAGUUUGAAAUCAGUGAAUCGGCUGCAACAGGCGCGAGAUUCUUGCUGGAGGGAGCCGUGGAUGCCGACGUAGGAGUUAAUGAUCUUCAAAGCUAUUCUCUUAAACCAACUGAUAAUUUUGUCCUUGAACUGCACAGUCAGCCAGACGGUGAUAAAAGCGUCGAAAUGGUUUUGCAGAGAUCACUUGAUAGAGAAAAGAAAGUAGUGGUUACAUUAUUGCUAACCGCUUUUGACGGUGGUGAUCCGCAGUUAUCGGGAACUGUUCAAAUAGAUGUUACUGUACUCGAUGCUAAUGAUAAUGCUCCUGUCUUUACGCAAAAGGUAUAUAAAGCCAUAUUAACUGAAAAUGCAGCGAAGGGGUUUAAAUUGACCACAUUCAGUGCCACUGACGCAGAUGACGGAUCUAAUGGUCAUGUGACAUACUACGUUGCAAGCAAAGAUGAUAUUGUGCGAAAUAUGUUUAUUAUUGAUCAGCAUAGUGGCGAGGUAACUUUAAAUGGCUUCGUUGACUUUGAAAAGGCAAGUCACUAUCAGAUUGAUAUUCAGGCUAAAGAUCAAGGGGGGCUUUCUGAUUCCUGUAAGAUGAUUAUUGAUGUGUUGGACAUUAAUGAUAACAAACCAGUGAUAAGCUUACUCUCUAUAUCAAACUCUGUGUCUGAGGACUCCACGCCUGGAACAGUUGUUGCUAUGAUGAAAGUAGAUGAUACAGACUCAGGUGUGAAUGGCCAGAUUCAUUGCACGAUAAAUGACAACAUUCCAUUUGCUCUUAUAUCAUCAUCCAGUAAUUUCAUCAGCCUGCGUAUAGAGCAGCAACUGGACAGAGAGAGAGAUGCUGAAUACAAUAUCAGUGUCACAUGCUCUGAUCAGGGGGUGCCUGCGCUCUUCAGCAGUGCCUCUCUGUCUUUACAAAUAUCAGAUGUGAAUGACAAUGCUCCUGUCUUUGAGAAAAGUCACUAUGAGGCAUGUGUGGUGGAGAAUAACACACCUGGUCUCUCUAUAUUUACAGUUAAAGCCAGUGAUGCUGAUUGGAAUCAGAAUGCCCGUGUUUCUUAUAUUCUAGAAGACAGCACUGUUAAUGGAGUCUCUGUCUCAUCAUAUGUGUCAGUUCAUCCUGACAGCGGACUGAUUACAGCUGUGCACUCUUUCGACUAUGAACAGCUGAAAGAUUUCCACUUCCGAGUAAAAGCACAAGAUGGAGGCUCUCCUCCACUCAGUAGUAACGCGACAGUAAAAAUUACUAUUCAAGAUCAGAAUGACAACACUCCUCAGGUUCUGUAUCCAGUACAGACUGGUGCUUCUGUGGUGGCUGAGAUUGUGCCUCGUGCUGCAGAUGUUGGAUAUCUGGUCACUAAAGUGGUGGCUGUUGAUGUGGACUCUGGACAGAAUGCCUGGCUCUCCUAUAAACUACAUAAAGUUACAGACAGAGCGCUGUUUGAAGUGGGUUUGCAGAAUGGAGAAAUAAGAACUGUGCGACAAGUGACUGAUAAAGAUGCGGUCAAACAAAAACUGACGGUUGUUGUGGAGGAUAACGGACAGCCCUCUCGCUCAGCUGUGGUCUCCAUUAACGUAGCUGUAGCUGACAGCUUUCCUGAAGUGCUGUCAGAAUUCACAGACUUUACGCAUGAAAAACAAUAUAAUGACAGCCUGACUUUUUAUUUAAUCUUGGCUCUCACAGUGGUCUCCCUGCUCUUCAUAGUCUCAAUUACUUUAAUAAUUUCAGUGAAAAUCUACAGAUGGAGGCAGAAUAAGCUAUUUUAUAAAUCUGGGGCAAAUCUACCUGUAAUUCCAUAUUACCCUCCAGUCUAUGCAGACGGCACAUUGCAGCAUGUGUAUAAUUAUGAAAUGUGCGGGACCACUGAUUCAAGGAUGAGUGACAUGAAGUUUAUCAGGCCCUACAGUCAGAACACACUGGUGAGCCAGAGUCGUUUGGGAACAGUUCAGAGAGAAAAGAAGGAGCAGGAGGUUGACGACCUGACUUUAGAGGUGAGACCUUGUUUGAUGUUUUAA